GUAACUUCAAAAUAUAUAGUCUUGCUUUCUUUCCAUUGAAUGUUUUGUUUAUAUUUCACUAUGUGUGAGGAGAUUCGUAUUUUCGGUCACUAGGAUGGCGGGUGAUAAUACUGAGAUAGACCUGUAUGAUAAUAUUGAUGAGGAUUUCGUGCAGGAAUGUACUGAUCUCACAGAGUUAUAUGACGAUGUUAUCGCACCAAUUAAGUCUGAAAAUUCUUCAGGCGUUCCAUCAAUGGCCAUUAAGCACUCCUACAGCUCUUCAGCUCAUCCAGGGCGCCGUGUAUCAGUCUAUGUCGGUAAUUUAACUUGGUGGACAACAGAUUUAGAUUUACUAGAAGCAGCAUCAGGUGUCGGCAUUAACGAUGUUAUUGAAAUAAAGUUUCACGAAAACCGACAAAAUGGUCAAUCCAAAGGGUUUUGUGUAAUGGUUUUCGGGUCAGAACAGUCCAUGCGCCUGGCUAUGGACAAAUUUCCAAAAAUCGAUCUCCACGGCCAAAAUCCUGUUGUCACAAGCUAUACAAAGCACAAUCUUAGCGUUUUUGAAAAAGCAGCUGGUAGCGACAACCAGGCUACUGCUCGACCUCGCACCGAAGAAUUGCAGACAAUGAAGGUGUCUGGAGCAGGCACCACUGGUGUUUUGGGUAACCGCUUACCGCCUCCAUUAAUGGCUACACCUACUAUGCCUGCAUCACUUGGAUUCAGUGUACGCAAUAACAGUCCUUUGAUGGGACAAGUCGUCCCAAACGUUCGCAACGCAGCAAAUUUAUCAUCUAGUAUUCAACAAGCUCUUGCUAAUCACAAUGCACACUCUGGCUUAAGCGGAAAUUCAAACCUAAACCAAUUACCUUUAAACUUCCCCGGUUCUACCAGCGUUCUAAUGCCUCCGAGUGGCCUAUCAACAGCAACUUUAGCAGCAAAUGCUACAGGACUAUUACCCUCAAACUUCACUCUCCCUAGCACAAUUGCGACAUCACUCGCAACAAAUGCUCAUGUCAACCCGAAUUUUUUAACACAACAAGUGCCAGGAAACCCUCCAAUGUUACCAAAUUCUUUACCACCUGGUGUGAUGCAGUUGCCUACUCAGAACAAUGACUCUAGUAUAAGACCACAGUUUGAUCAUUACGGAAGACCGGUCAUUCAUACUUACACUCCUCCUGUUCCAGGAAAGCUCUCUGAAUCGGAGUUCGAAGAUAUUUUGCAGAGGAACAAGACAGUCUCCUCAAGUGCUAUUAACAGAGCCGUACAGGAUGCUGCUGGUGGUGAUUAUGCAAGUGCUAUUGAAACAUUAGUAACUGCAAUAUCUCUUAUCAAACAGUCAAAAAUAGCUAAUGAUGACCGAUGCCGGAUUCUGAUCAACUCUCUUCAAGAUACUUUACAUGGUAUUGAGUCGAAGUCUUAUGGCGCUAAGAGCAGUAGUCGAAGACGUCGUCGUUCGUAUAGCGAUAGUGGCAGUGACGGUGGAGAAGGGAAUUACAAUAGUUCUAUCAGUGGUAGUGGUAAUAACAAUUCUCGUCGUCACAGAGACAGAAAUCAUAGGUCUCGAUCUCGUGACCGGCACGAUCGACAUGAACGUCACGAUCGCCGCAGACAUUCUCGUGAAAGAGGAUCUGGAAGUGGCAAUACUUACUAUGGGAUUGGAUCCAAUCUUCCUCUUCCUAGUGGGUCUGGUUUGUCUGGAAUCCAAUCAGUGGAUGGUUCCGGUCAAACGUGUGCUGGAAGUCUUGGGGGUAGUGCAGAUCGGUAUCGAGACAGUCGAUACAGACAUUAAUCUUAGUUAUGUACUCCUCUCAAUUGCCAACUUGGUGACCAGUGUAGCAGUACUUCUGUUUUCUAAUUAGUUUUUCAAUACAUCAUUUGUUCUCCCAAAUCAUCUGGUUGUACAGUUUGGUCAUAUUUCAAUAAUCAUUGACUCACUUCAUUGCUGCUAGCUUUUAUGUUCACUGUUUUCGUUGUAUUGGUAUAAUUGGAGCUCAGGAGUGUAACAGGCAAGUGAAAUCCUAUAAUAUAUGUUUAUUCAAUCUUUUUAGCUUGUCCACUUACUCAGUGAUCCGGUUACCAUUGGUGCUUAGUUUUGGUUGUAUUUGUAAUUAUCAUUUUGUACAUUGUAAUCUUGUUAUUCCUUUUCGCUGUACUGUUUUGUAUACAUCACUUGUUAUUGAUUACGUUUUGGUUGCAUGUACUGACAGCUCUUUGAUAUAGAAUGACCAUCAGUUAACUAUUGGAUGAGUGUAUAUCCGAUUUGAUUAAUGUUGCUAACUUCUCCCUUGAUAAUUAUGUAGAUAUUUUCCUAGAUAACUUCAUUCACUGUACAUUUUCAAUCCCUCCUGUUCCUAUAAAGUGUGUAUAGUUUCUGUAUAUUAUUAAGACAAAAAAUUGUUUAAUAUGGCAUUGUAAAGCUGGUGUUCAUAUUUCUGUAUAUAUCAGCUGUUCCAUAUGUUGUAAACAGAUACUGAGAAUCGACGUGGAAAGUCUUGAAUGUACUUGUUUGAUUUCGCUGUAAAUAGUUUUUAUCUAAAACGUUUCUGGUUCCUCAUCAUACCACUUGUAUAUAAUAGACUGAUUGAUGCCCCAUACCUUUGUAUAUAUAAAUAUCAAUAUGCUGAUUUUUACAUACCAUGUAAACAAUUUUUUUAAAAAUAAAAUAUAUUACUAGUCUUCUUAAUGAAUAUACUCAACCUAAAUGUGUCUGAUUAUGUCUUUUAUCGUCUCGACUAUCUAACUCUGUUUUUUCUUCCUUUUCAGAUGUACAGUGGUCGUUUCAAAUCGAGUCUAAAUUAUUGUCCUAAUUAAAAAAAUAUACUUAUCAUUGUAUC
Molecule: messenger RNA, 2813 nt
Organism: Schistosoma rodhaini
Lineage: Eukaryota; Metazoa; Platyhelminthes; Trematoda; Strigeidida; Schistosomatidae
Source: the annotation of a GenBank genome assembly